This is a messenger RNA of Morone saxatilis (striped sea-bass), 1659 nucleotides long. It is a transcript of the gene rd3, whose product is annotated as retinal degeneration 3, GUCY2D regulator. The transcript has 2 exons. The record is from RefSeq and is a predicted model, not a curated record. Lineage: Eukaryota; Metazoa; Chordata; Actinopteri; Moronidae. Bases 13 to 669 code for a protein of 218 amino acids.
AAGAACAAGGCCAUGGCCUCCUGGUUCAACUGGAAUGAGCCGUAUCACCGCAGCCCCCGGCGUGACCCGUCCGACGUGGUCACCGACACCCUGAUGCUGGAGUUCAACUGGCAGCUGAAGGAGGCAGAGAGGCAGCAGAGAGAGAGGGAGAACGAGUACCGGCGCCUCAAGACCGGGGUGGACUACAGCUGGCUGGCCAGCACACCUCGCUCCUCCUUCAGCAUCAGCACCGGGGAGAAGCUGGGCCUAGAGGACCUCUGCUCCAAGGUGCCGCCUCCCUGCUGCGGCCUCGUCAUACUCAAGUUCAGGGAGGUCAUGCAGGCCAAUGAGCCCGAGGUGCAGGAGGUGCCCGGCCUGUUUCGCUCCAUCCUCCUGGAGGCUCUGGAUCACCUGAAGGAGGAGCAGGAAGCUCAGCGGCUCGCCCGCCAGUGGAACAACAAACGUGCCAUGAGCAUGUCCCUCAUAAACUUCAGGUCCCGCAUCAAGAUCAACCCGUUCGGAAGCACGGUGGGCCUGACCUCCGCUGUGGCCGAGGGGGCGGGGAUGAGCGACCUCAAAACCGUGUCAGAAGAUGUGGAGAGAGGGAUGGAGGGGGGGGACAGAGCGCAGAGGGUGUGGAGCAUGCCUGAUUUCAGAUACAAAGGAGCCAACAGCAGUAAGGUGGUCUGAUGUGGGGCGUUCAUGGGACAGUGAUGGUGGGACGUUUAAGUGGGACAGAUGCUGAUCUCCAGGACUCUGUACUGCAGUAUGUCCACUUUGCACCGGGCGAGGAAGGAUGAAUCCCAUAAUCCUCCUACUUUCUCCAGUAUGACACCAAUCAGCAUUUGAGCCAUUUUACUGCAUUGUCUUCACACCUGAAAGGGCAAUGUCAGGUGUUUGUUUUUGUGACAGUUUCUACUUUGCGUGAGAUUUUCCCCUCUUGCUGUGAAGCAUCUUAUCAGUAGACAUUGGCAUCUAAGCUGUGAUGGCUAUUAACUGUAGCCUGGUAAGGAUAUUUAUGUAAUUUAAAGUAGCGAUGUCCCGAUCCAGUCUCAAAGAUCAGUAUCGAGGCGAUGAAGGCAUAUUUUUUAACCGAUCGGUAUAUUGAGCCUGAGUGCAGCCGUCGUCAACUCUCCGCUGUCUCUUCUCCAGUCCGGUAGACUCACAGGUCAGUCUGUCAGUGAAUAGAGACUGAGGACUUUGCAGAACCAAUCAAAAGUCUUUAGGGCUGUCACAUGGUGGUGACAUUGUUCUGUGCUUGUAAACACUACUGUACCAUAAAACGUUGCUAGGGAGAUCCAUUUUUAAAGUUUUGGAAUCUCAAGUUCCUGUCACGAUGGUGUAAAAUGUCUUUAAAGGGUCGUAUGUUUGUCAGCAGCUGUUCAGACAACUACUUUGCCUUUAGAAAUCCCCAAAUGACUGACAGCAUAACAUAGUAUGAGAUGUAUAUGUUUGUUUGUUAUUCACAUAAUUUAUGCACUCAUUUUAUCUGAGGUCAGUGUGAGUCUCGUACUUUUUGCUCAGCUCAUGCUUAGAGAACAACCGCAUUCACACCAUGAGCAAAACGCCACUAAGAGUAAUUCAUUAAUGUAAUCAGUGCAAAAGAUGGAGAUGCCAAAACACUCAACAGAAUACAGCUCAUUGUUUAACUGAAGCCAAAGAUGCUCUAAAGUAACAGAA